Messenger RNA from Brassica oleracea var. oleracea, 1642 nucleotides. Its product is annotated as dof zinc finger protein DOF1.4. The transcript is spliced from 2 exons. The coding region runs from base 104 to 1069 and encodes 321 amino acids. Gene Ontology annotation, molecular function: DNA binding; DNA-binding transcription factor activity. Lineage: Eukaryota; Viridiplantae; Streptophyta; Magnoliopsida; Brassicales; Brassicaceae. The record is from RefSeq and is a predicted model, not a curated record. Gene Ontology annotation, biological process: regulation of DNA-templated transcription.
CAGCACUUUGUCUCUACACUGCUGGUUUCAAAAGGAUUCUCUUUUAAAGAAGUGAAGAAACAAAGAAAGAAUACAAGAUCAAAAGAGCUUAAUCAAGAAAGAUAUGUUUGGCAAUUGUGACCAAAAGAAGAAGAUGCCUAUCAUCCAGUCUCCCAAUACAAAUCCACCGGCAAGUAUGCAGAGCAAGAACAUGAUCGUUUCUCCGUCUCAUCAGCAGCAACCGCCUCAACCGCAACUUAAAUGCCCUCGUUGCGAUUCAUCGAACACAAAGUUCUGUUACUACAACAACUACAGCCUCUCUCAGCCGCGGCACUUUUGCAAGGCUUGCAAGAGGUAUUGGACACGAGGUGGGACCCUCCGUAACGUUCCCGUAGGCGGUAGCUACCGGAAGAACAAACGUGUGAAAAGGCCAGCAACCGCAACCGCGGCUUCCACGGCCUCGACGACUACUUCUUCAUCCCCUAAUAAUCCUCAUCAUCAGAUCUCCCAUUUCCCUUCCAUGAAUCAUCAUCCCUUGUUCUAUGGUUUAUCAGAUCAUGUGAGCAGUUGUAAUAGUCUUCCAAUGUUUCCAAGCCGUUUCAGUGAUCCUCCAAAGACUUCAAGUGGUUUAGAGGGUGAGUUUCUCUCAUCUGGUUUUAAUGGUCUUGGAUUAGGGCUUCAAAAUCAUAUGAGUCACGACCAAACCAUUAAUGGUAGCUUCAUCAACAACUCUACAACAAACAAACCAUUUCUUCCCUCGAGUCUAUUUGGGUCUUCGGUAUCUUCCUCUUCAUCUACUCUUCUCCAGCAUGCACACAAGCCCAUGAACAAUAAUGGUGAGAUGAUGGGACAGUCCCAUCUCCAAACCCUAGCAUCACUUCAAGAUCUGCAUGUUGGAGGUGACAAUGAAGAUGUGAACAAAGAAGGGAAGCUUGGUGAGAUCUCCGGGGACAUGAAUGGGUUCAUGUCAUCAUCAUCCUUAGAUCCUUCAAACUACCACAACAACUGGAAUAAUGCAAGUGUUUCCAGUGGAGCAUGGCUUGAUCCAACAAAUAAUAUCGUUGGAUCCUCCCUUACGUCCUUGAUAUAAACCAAAACUUAUUGGUUAUAACUAGCUAGGGUUUCAUCUUCAUCACUUUUUCUUUUGUGUUUUGAGAUGAGAGAAGAAGCUUGGAUCAGAGAGAUAAAAUCAGGGGCAAUGUUGUUCUUGGCCACUAUAAAUCUCCCUCGGAUCCUCUUCAUCUCACCAUCUCCAUCAUUUUCAUUCGCGUUGUUCAAGAAAAACAAAAGGGGCUCAAGAUUGGUUCAAGGUUUACUAUGGUUGACUGUUAAGUUCACCCAAGGUAAAUUAUUCUUGUAUGAUAAUAUGGUCCUGACUUCCAUCAUCUUUUCUUUUCAUCUAUGUAAUUCUGAGGUCCACGACAUGGGGGUUGGUGUUUCUUUUCACUGGGGUUAGGAGGGUAUAUUUGGGUUAAUUUGAGUUUCUCAUGGGGCCGGAGAACUCAAUAGUUUUCAAGUUUUAGAUUUUUGUGUUUCACAUUUUUGUGUUUCACAUUUUUUAGUUGGUAUGGCUUUUAUUGGGUAUACAAGCAGAGGGAGGAAUGGUGGUGUUUUGUGUUGCUAUAAUUUUGGUUAUUCACGUAUGAGUUAUGUUAUUACGGUU